UACAAGCCCAGUUCCUUACCCACUGUGCUACACUCCGUCCUCAUGUAUGCAUUAUGCGUUUCAUCUGUCCAGUUAUUGAUUGGACAGACUGUCAUAUCACUAUAUGGCUGUUACUGAGUCAAUUAAUCAACACAGAUAUAUAACUCAAAGCAGAUUUGUAAACAUUUUUUUUUAAACCAUGGCAUUGCUUGGGCCCAGAAAGAUACAAUUAGCUACUGAAACAUUUAAAUAUUAAUAUUGCUUAUAACUUACUUUGACAUGAUUGAUGUUCUGUCUGAUAGCAAGAGUGGCUAUUCCUGGGCAAGAAACUCAUUGUGUACAGUCUAAAUGACUGGCCAUGUAUCAAUAGCCUCACCUUGGUGUGCUGGUAUAUUGUGUGAAGUGCAUAAUACCAAGUCCUUCCAGAUAUGAUAGGGUAAUUUAGCACAUUCUGACUGAAGACUAUUUUUGAUCUGAAGAAAGGUUGUGUAGGAUUCAUCUGAGCCUUAAUUGGACUGGGGGAGGGUCACUCCUCCAGAGAGCAUCCAAGGUAGAGAAAGACUGAAUGCUGUGAAAUGAAGUUCAGAUAAGUAUGAUGAAGAUGACAGACUGUCUUCCUGAGGUGAAAAGUAAUGGAAAACCAUGGAAGAAUUGUAAAUUGAUCACUGUGGGGCACUAUGGUUAUAAUGGGACAGGUGAGAAAAAUGACUCUGGAAGUCAUCUUGACUAUAGCAGAAGGUUUAGCCUCACCUACAAUACCUUCUGAGCUGAAUCUGCUGAGCUUAAUUUGAGACACAGGAGUGAGCAUUACUUGGUAAGCAUGGGAUCCUUUCCCAUAAUGUUCUGAAGAUGAAUAAGCUUGUUAUCUCAGCUAACUGAAUCUACAUAAAUUACAUUGCAUUACAUUACAGUCACUUAGCAGAUGCUCUCAUCCAAAGGGAUGUACACUAAAUAUGGAAGAGAAAAUAUGGAAGCCCCCAACAGUAGGUCAGUGGAUCUUCGCUUGUAGUAUGUUCUACAGUCACUCUGCCUAGAAAAUACAUUCACCCUAACAAGGAAAGUUGAAAUCAUGUGCAGGUUAAUACUAGCCAAAAUUAUAAAUAUUAUUCCUAUCACAGCCACAAAUAUUUGAAUCUAAAGUAGUUAUUAGUGUUUCUCCAUAGCUUCUAUAUGAUGUGAAUAAGUGACAUCCACUAACAGUAUUUGUAUUGACUUAAUAAAAUGUAAACCCGGAAUGCAGGACUAGAAAAAUUAUUGACAGACAUUUAUGUAAACAGGGAUAAAGCUGUUGAACGACAAUGACUCAAACCUUGUUAUCAUGCAAUGGGUAGCUUCAUUGCUGGUGCAGCCACAUACUUUUAAAAUUAUGAUUAAGCAAAGAAAUGGCCCUGUCAGAAACAGUUCAGAAUUCUUUAAACAAUUUAUCAAAUUUGAAAUAAUCACCACAGAAUUAAUCCAGCUUGGCAAUGCGUGCCCAGCAGCACCAACAUGGUUUGAUAACAGUGACAAUGAAAGUGUCAGUGGCUGCGGGAAAUUACUUCAAAUUGGGGAGCCAUUAACGGCUAAUGGUGAUGAUUAGUAAGUAUAAGAUGCAAGGCUGUCAUCACAUUGGGAGGGGGGCCAUCUAUAGCAGGUGGCCUUCUCUGGAGAUGAGACGGUUCACUUCCUGGACACGGAGAGCCAUAUGCUUUUUUCACCGCACGCAAUCUGCCAUGGCAUUGUCAAGUUGCAACCAAAACCGAAAUGAAUAGACAAUCUGCCCAACAUUCUGAGAAGGCUUAUACAAAACGUGCUGGAAGGGCAUACCACGUAUCUCAAAUUCCACAACAUCUUUUUUUCUGGUAAACCUGGAAAAAAGCACCCGAGGGGGACUGCUUUCAUAACCUAGCUAAGACUAUGGGCUCUGAAAAAAAUAUAUAUUUAUAUGCAUUCUGUUUUUGUUUAAAAAAAUGUAUUUGCCUCCACUUCGCAUGUUUUUACUCGACUUGUAUGUUAUCAAACAUGCCUGCCUCUUGGCUUGCAGUGGGAAUGUCUACCCUGGAUAGCAGAGCGUUGCUCUCCUUAGCAGUGUCUUGAAAGAUUAAUUGUGCCUUUUCAUUGCGAGGUGGAACAUGUGUCAGGAACGAUGGUGAAUUGCACACUGUCUCCAUGGGCCCACUGCUUUAAUUAGUGAGCAGUGUGGGCAACGAUGAGAUCUGCCUUUGAAAGGAGAAAGGAAAAUAGGAGGAAAAAAUGCCACGGAAAGAAAAACCCUGGAAGUACUUCUGAGGAGGCAAAUUAUUUUUGCAGCCUGUUAUGUGAGUGUGAGAGCUUGUUAAUAGCAGUACAAUGGGAGAGAACAUAGGAGGCCUGGCAAGACAGCCUUUUGCCAAUAUUUAGUAUCGAGAAAAUGACAUGAUAAAAGGAGCAAUUUCAUGCUCAAACUCCGGCAUCAAUUACUCACCACAGGUGCGAACCUGACUAAGGAGUAGGGGUAGAGGGAGAUGCCGCUAUUUGUAUUUGAUCUGUAUUUGUUCAACCAACAAAAUUAUUUGUACUUAGAUAAAAACCGGAAGUUGGCAUGGACUAAAAAGAGGAAGUAUGUGGAGUUUAGCCCAGAGAUGUAUAAAAAGCCAAACAUUCCUCAUUUUUACUAUUAUAAUCACUGGCUCUGCUAUUGUUGAGAUAUUAAAGCAUUACAGUCAUGGUUUUACAAUGACAUCAAUAAUAAUCCAGUUUAACAACAGGUAAUUUGCUUUUUAAAGCUGUGCUUAACAAAUAAUGACCCAUAUGCUAUAUAGCCAUAAUAGGCUUUUAUAACACUGAGGUAAACAGCCAAAUCAAGUUUCAAACAUAGGCAAAAUGUUUUUAACAUCAAAAUAUAGUUACUCAACCUGAACUGCAUACUAUGAACUGCAUGAAACCCCACCACCGCCCCUACCUAAGGGACACUUAAGCCAAUUAUAAACUGAAUGAUAAAGGACACAACUGAAUCAAUUACCUUUGUAUUUCUAAAUUAUAGCGGUUUUGUUUGGCUGAGGGAAAAAGGGCUAAAAGGUGCAUGACAAAACACAGAACAAGAAAAGUAGUUAAAGAAAUACAAAGUGCAAUAUAAAAAAAAAAAAAGUAAUUUCUUUGGUCAAAAUGAAUUCAGCACAUUUCUCCCUCUCUUCUCCUUGGAGUGUGCUUUUACAUAGCCAAUGCACCGUCACUUUCUUCUUAUUAAUUCCACAAAGAACACACAGCUUGGGUGGUUUGCUGGGACCACACACACACAAAUCGGUUACAUUUUAUGCAGCUGUCUUGUAACUGCUCUUUUCAGUUUCUUCAAAGUCUCAGUUUCAGAGAAAACCUGAAAAUAUUGGUGGCAUUAUCUCUGCGGUGUUCUAACUCUAACAUUUUUAUAACUACAGCAACCACAGUUAUUCAUCCCCACCCGAAAGGCUUUAUCAGCUUCAUCACAUGAUUGCAGUGAAUUCAUUUUGUAUGAUUAUAUGUGUAAAAAGUCGUUUCGGUAGCACUUUAUUAGGAAAUUCUUCUCAAUAGCACAAACUGCCUGUGUUUCUAUACUCAAUUUUUUUUUUUUUAUUUAAGCCCAGACACUUACGAAUGUCGUGGAAGGAGGAGGAAAUAGCAUUUACGGCACUGGAGUAAUUUCAAGUCCACAAAGCAUGAUUGCAUCACUCUGGUCUAUCUAGUGUUAAGGGCUACUCUCACGUGUUGUCUCUCUGCAGGUGUGUGUGUGUGUGUGUGUGUGUGUGUGUGUAUGUGUCUAAUUGAGAAGCUUGGUGCCGACCUCUGAGUGAAUCACAUCAAAAAAGUGAGAAAAAACGAUCUGAAUCCGAAUAAUAUUGGCCAAAUUCAGGAGGAGAAAACAUUCAGAGAGAUCGCAGUAUUCGAGUGUUGCCGAAUAUGGCAUUGCAUUCCUCACCAUCCCUACGAAGGAUCAUCAUCGUGCAUUGUUAUCGAAUGAUAAGGGUUCAUGUUGGUUCUGGAUUUCACUUAGUUAAUAAUAGAAAAUAAAUAUUUUUUGUCUGAAUUUUGUACCUAUCCCUUUCAUACAGUAUAUAUGAGUCAAAUCAGAAUUACAUUUUUUUGUUCUGUUAGGGUCAUGUUUUUGAGAGAAAAGGGUAAAAUCGUGACUUGAGCUUGUAAGUGCAUUGAUCAAGUUGACUAUUUAAUAUGCUUUUAUAAUGACAUUUUUACUACAUGUACUCACUGGGUAAAUUAACUUCAUAAUGUGGUGCUCAUUUUACAGUCUAUCAUGUUUCAUAAUUUGCUUGCAUCAAAUGCUUGACUUCAGACCAUAAUGCCAUUAACAUUAGACCAGGGGGACCAGCGGGACCCUGUUCUGGGGUUUGGCUUUGUAGCGGGAAGCGAGAAACCAGUGGUGGUCCGCUCAGUCACACCAGGGGGUCCUUCAGAGGGCAAGCUCAUCCCGGGGGACCAGAUCGUCAUGAUAAACGAGGAGGCCGUCAGCACAGCAGCCAGGGAGCGGGUCAUCGACCUCGUCAGAAGCUGCAAGGAAUCAAUCGUGUUGACGGUCAUUCAACCUUACCCAUCUCCUAAAUCUGCCUUCAUCAGCGCUGCAAAAAAGGCCAAGUUAAAGUCAAACCCAGUCAAAGUGCGCUUUGCUGAAGAGGUCAUUAUAAAUGGUCAGGUUCCAGACACUGUGAAGGAUAACUCGCUGCUUUUCAUGCCAAACGUUCUGAAAGUCUACCUAGAAAAUGGACAGACAAAGUCCUUCCGUUUUGACAGCAGUACUUCCAUCAAGGAUGUUAUCCUGACUCUGCAAGAGAAGCUGUCAAUCAAAAGCAUCGAGCACUUCUCGCUGAUCCUGGAGCAGCGUGCGGACGGCUGUGCCACCAAGCUGCUGCUCCUCCACGAGCAAGAAAUGCUAUCUCAGGUGACCCAAAGGCCAGGACUGCACAAUAUGAAGUGCUUUUUCAGAAUUACCUUUGUUCCAAAGGACCCAGUUGAUCUGCUCAGGAGAGAUGCAGUGGCUUUUGAAUACCUCUAUGUUCAGAGCUGUAAUGACGUGGUGCUGGAGCGUUUUGGUUCGGAGUUGAAGUAUGACAUGGCACUGCGUCUGGCUGCCCUGCAGAUGUACAUCCUCACAGUCUCCACCAAACAGACUCAGAAGGUCUCGCUCAAGUACAUUGAGAAAGAAUGGGGCUUGGCAGUUUUCCUCCCCCCAGCUGUGCUGUCCAGUAUGAAGGAGAAGAACAUCAAGAAAGCCUUGAACCACAUUCUCAAAACAAACCAGAAUCUAGUGCCACCAGGAAAAAAGUUAACUGCUCUACAAGCAAAGGUUCACUACUUGAAGUAUCUCAGUGAUUUGAGAUUAUAUGGGGGAAGAGUGUUCAAAUCAACUUUGCUGCAAGGGGAGAAACGCACGGAGGUGACCCUGCUCCUGGGCCCCAGGUACGGCAUCAGCCACGUCAUCAACACCAAGACCAACCUGGUGGCCCUGCUGGCCGACUUCAGCCACGUCAACCGCAUCGAGAUGUACACCGAGGACGAGAAGAACGUCCGGGUGGAGCUACAUGUCCUAGAUGUAAAGCCCAUCACCCUGAUAAUGGAGUCCUGCGACGCCAUGAAUCUGGCAUGUUUGACCGCUGGCUACUAUAGACUGCUGGUGGACUCCCGUCGCUCCAUCUUCAACAUGGCCAACAGCACCAGCGCAGGGAGUCUGGAGACGGGCCAAGAUCCCAAGAGCAAAUACAACUACCAAGCUAUUGAGUGGACGUACAGCACCUCAUUUAGUGGUUGUGAGAACCCCAAUGUUCAAAUGGGCAUGAGAGAACCGUAUCACAAAGAGCACGAGUCCCCUGAUUGCACAGGAAAUGAAAACAUUUAUUUUACAGAGGUCCAGCAGUCCCAGCAUGCUUUGCACAUGGGUGAAUGGGCGAACAGGGCAGGCCAUAGUAUGCACCCCCAGCCAUUUUUGUCUUUGCCCAGACACAAACCCCAGGACUCUCCCAGGAGCGCCAAGGUGUCCUUCAUAUUCGGAGACCCCCCUUUAGAUAGCGUAAACCCACAGAACCUUGGGUACCACAGGCUGUUGGAUGAGUGUCCUGAGAUCUUGGAUGAGCACAGAACCAUUUUCCUCCAGAACAAUGAGGAAUUUAAGGCCAUGGAUCCAUCUAUGGACGGGGAAGGCUUUCAGUACGCACCCCAUGCAAUCUACAGCAAUAUCGGGGAGGCCAAAAUCUUUGGGACGGCAGAGGGCAUCGAGGAGCCUCUGCUGCGGGACAUCUGCUACGCCGAGACCACGGACGACGCGGAGGACGAGGACGAAGGGAGCUGUGAGGAGGACCUGGUGGCGGUGGGGGGAGGGGCGGGCGCGGGAGAGGAGGACGAGGAGGCGGAGAAGACCAAAUCCACCUUCCUCAAGCUCUCGGGCUCCAGCGACGACAUCAUCGACCUGACCUCCCUCCCGCCGCCGGAGGGAGACGAGGAGGACAGCGACGUCCUCCUGGACUCCCUCAACCUGGCCAUCGCCGCCCCGCCGCCCGGCUUCAGGGACAGCUCCGACGAGGAGGAGCACCACGGCCCCCGGGGGCCCGAGGAGACGGGCCCCUGCCCACGCGAGGACAUCCCCGUGUCUCUGAUCGACGCCGUGCCCACUCAAGGCGAAGGCCAGGAGAAGGCCCUGGACGACGCCGUGGUCUCCACGUUACAGGCCCUGGAGGCCCUGGCAGCGUCGGAGGAACACGCUCACCCACAGUCUAAUACAAAUUCAGGUGUAGCACUGUCUCGGGCCUUCAGCCCAGAGUCCUCUUCUGACUCCGGGAACGAGACUAACUCCUCGGAAAUGACGGAGAGCUCGGAGCUGGCUGCGGCUCAGAAGCUCUGCGAAGGCUCCAUGCGUCUGCUGGUCACCACCUCCGAGGGCUACCAGCCGCUUCUGGAGGAGAAAACCGAGUUUCCCGUUUCCCUGUGCGAGGGAGACCUGGUCCCCAAGACGGCCCACAGCGCCCCGGGCCGCCAAGACGCCGGGACCCCGCCCGCAUCCGUGCCUUCCAAACAGAUCCUCCACUCGGACGACAUCGAGAUGGAGCCCGAAACCAUGGAAACCAAGUCCGUGACCGACUACUUCAGCAAGAUGCAGAUGGGCACGCUGGCGGCGGCAGGGGGCGACGGCAGGCGGCGGGGGAGGGCGGGCGAGGCCGACGCGAGCGGCACCAUCGCCGCCGGCAGGAGGCAGGCCGGCAGGACCCCGUACCCCAACGCCGAGGAGCAGCGCGCGGCGGGCAAGUACAACACCUUCAGCGCCAGGGAAACCCACCGGCUGAACCACUUCGACCUGGAGCGCACCUCGUUUCGGGAGAAGAGCCAGCGGUGGCAGCCGCUGCCCGAGGGCGCUCAGGACUGCCGCGGCGGCAGAACGGAGGCCCGGGACGCCGCGUCGGAGUCCGGCACCCGCGGCCGCGGUGGCCCGGGCGAGGACCAGGGGCCGGGUCCCAACGCCCCCCCGACCCAAGAUCCGUCGGCCGUCCCCGGGCAGGGCGGGCUGCUGGGCGACGAGCAGCAGCAGGCCAGGCCGCAGUCCGCGGCGCGGCUGUGCGAGUACCACCUGGUGAAGCGCGUCUCCUGCAUGCAGGCGGAGGGCCACCACUCCCUGCAGAGCUCCCAGUGCUCCUCCCUGGACGCCGGCUGCAGCACGGGGAGCAGCAGCUGCGCCACGCCCGUGGACUCGCCCCUCUGUGCCCCGGACACGCCCGGCAAGCGCCCGCUGCUCCCCGAGGACAAGGCCCCCGGCACCCCCAGCCACGGGCCCCCGACUAGGGACCUGCACCCCAACGCUGACCCCGCCCUCCUCCGGAAAAUGCUGCCAAACGCGCACUCCAACGCCAUCGGCUCCGACCCCACGUUUGGCACUGUGAGGGAAGGCUGUCACCGGAAGCCGAAGAUUAAAGAAACCACAGCUUGCACAGAGCUCAGCUCAGCACCAAGAGGAGGCACGCCUUCGGCCUUUUCCCAGCAGCCCUCCGCCUACGCCGCUCCACCGCCAUCGCCGCCGCCAUCCGACGUCAGCGCAGAUCCCCCUGGCGCGCCGAAGCGGGAGCCCUCCAACCCCCCCGAGCAGAACCGCGCCGCGCUGCCGCCCGCGAGCCUCCCUCCCCACCGCAACCCCGGGACCGACAGCCAGAGGCCCCCCAGCCAAAGAGGCAGGGGGCUGAGGCGGAGUCCCAGCAGCAGGCCCGCGGGUUCCAGGAGCUUCGACGCCCUGCUGGAGAAGACCAGGGCGGCCAUCGGCGGUAAGUGUUUGCGGUCCCCGCGCUCGCCCGACUCGAGGCCGCGAAAGAGGCCCGUCGGGAAGAGGCUGCUCAAGAGCCGCUCCCAGAGCUCCUUCUCCACCCGCCCGGCGGCCGGCCGGGACCGCGGCAGAGCCUCCGCCGUGCCACCGGCGCCCAAGGGUGCCGGGCGGCUCAGAGGUUUGCCGAAACGAGACGCGGGCGCCUGGAAGUGCCACGGGCCCUUCGGCCGCUGCUUCCACGGAAACGCGGGCGGGAGCGCCGAAGACGAAGACGAGGACGAGGAACCGUUACCGCGGCUACCGGUUGCCGCCGGUGAACCCCAAAGAGACGCGGAGGAGGGAGCCCCCUCCGGUUCCUCGCCCUCGGACCCGAGCGUCGGGAGCGACGGCUUCGCCUCCAGACUGGCCCGCGUGGGCGAGCUGAAGGGCGGGGUGUGCGCCUCUCCCGGCGAGCUCUCGGCCCUGCGGCGGGACGCCAGCGAGCUCGUGGCCCUGGUGCGCUCCGGAGUGGGCGAGGUCGCGCCGGCCCCGCCCGAGCCGCCCGGCGCGAGCCCCCACGAGCGGCUGCUCUCGGCGCGGUCCAAAGAGCUGGGCGCCGCCUGCGGGAAGAUGGCCGGGGCCCGCCCCGGCGCCGCGGAGACGCUCGCGGCCGCGACCGGUAGCUUCGGGGUGCUCUGCGGUCUGACCGAUGCCUGCAUGCGCCUGAUGAGCGCGAUGCGGUCGGAGGAGCAGCAGCGACAGGUGGCCGCCACGGUGGACCAGGUCGUCGCCAACUACAUCUCCCUGCUGGAGGCUGUCGAGCUGGCCUCGGCCAGCGACCCCGGCGACGGCGACCGCGACCGCGGCGACGCAGCUCUGGCGCACCAAUCCACCGCCAUACCCGCCAUGGUAAAUGCGUUGACACGUUCCCUUAAGACGCUCCUUAACACUAAACAAAAAACUGUUUAAAAAGCUGUGCUGUUCUCUUGAACUUUUGCAAAGCCAUACUCAGACAUGUGGGUUUACCUUACCCCCACAAUGUGAACUGCUGUAAUACUUCUUGCCCCUUGUAUAUUUUGUUUUAUAUGUAAACAAAAUUUAAUUCUAUACAAUACUAUAGAUAUGUAAAAAAUGAAGUCUUCACCCUUCUUUAGAGAGCAAGAUAAGUCCACAUAUGAAGCAGAAUAUAUAAUCCUUCCUUGUGUAUUCACAUAUGUUGCCUCAUUAUAAUGCUUUUAUCUAAUGCAACGCACAAAAGACAGAACUUGGACUGAGCAGAUGCUGUCUCAUAUUUCUUCAUACAAUAUUGCUUUAUAUUGUAUAUUUUAAUUCAGAAAUUAAAAUGUUGAUUUUUAAACAAUUCAGAUGAGAUAAAUUAUAUAUAUAUAUAUACAAAUAUAUGCAUAUGGAAAUUAGAUUUUACAAUAGCAACAAUAAUUGAAAAUAUAAUAUUUUUUUUUAACUUUUUUUUCAUGUUCAAUAGCCCUACAUUAAUCUAAAUAGAUUUAAAAAUCUAGUUGAUGCCAACUUUUUCAUACAUUUCACUGACCACACUAUUACAAGUCCACAUUGUUUUUUGAUUAGUUGCACUUGUUCACAAAUGUCAUUGUUUCUUUCAGAACUACUUAAACUCAUUAAAGUAUUUAAAUAAUUGCAA
Anguilla anguilla (European eel) is the source of this 9857-nucleotide messenger RNA. RefSeq names its product FERM and PDZ domain-containing protein 4-like. Bases 4268 to 9169 code for a protein of 1633 amino acids. Gene Ontology annotation, cellular component: cytoskeleton. Gene Ontology annotation, molecular function: protein binding. The record is from RefSeq and is a predicted model, not a curated record. NCBI's taxonomy places the organism in Eukaryota, Metazoa, Chordata, Actinopteri, Anguilliformes, Anguillidae. The transcript has 15 exons.